Penicillium subrubescens is the source of this 2202-nucleotide messenger RNA. Its product is annotated as transcription factor domain-containing protein. The transcript is spliced from 4 exons. Gene Ontology annotation, molecular function: zinc ion binding; DNA binding. NCBI's taxonomy places the organism in Eukaryota, Fungi, Ascomycota, Eurotiomycetes, Eurotiales, Aspergillaceae. The coding region runs from base 861 to 2096 and encodes 411 amino acids. The record is from RefSeq and is a predicted model, not a curated record. Gene Ontology annotation, biological process: DNA-templated transcription.
AACCACAACUCUGCAACCUCACUGAAUCUCUGUAAAUGAGUGUGUCGGCGCUUGGUUGCUUGCUUACCAUUCCGAUGCUGGCGGUUCCCCUUAUCUGUCACUAGAUAUGAACGAAAACCGCCAACAAUACACCUGUCCACCACGGUCACGGAAGGGAAACCGGAAACCGAGACGCAGGGCAUGCGAUUCUUGCUUUACGAAAAAGAUCCAAUGUGAUGCAGUUCUCCCUCAGUGCAAUUGGUGCGAGCAUCAUAAUCUCGCUUGCACCUACAAUCGAAUCCGAGGACAGACGAACACGAGGUAUGGCCAUAACCCGACGAUAUACGUCUUCUAGCUUCUCAUUACUUUACGUUAUUUGUGUUUCCUCGUCCUAUGUCAUCGUCUUCGGCUCCAUCUGCUGCCUAAUGUCAGGAAUAAAUCGGCUCGUUUGUUCUUGACUAGACCUUGUUGCAGGUAACUAUAUGAUGUCGCUAACAAUCAGACAUUCCUGAGGUAUCAGACUUGACACAAGUCGAAGUGCAUCUUUUUCACUUGGCGAACCAUUUCUCCCAGAUUCUGACACGAUACGGUAUCUGAGACCAGGAUAUACAUUCUUGAACAAUAUCACCUGCCUCGGGGGGUACCGUAUUUUCUCAGACCAAGGCCGAAGAUGGAUAGAGUCUCAGGUUGGAGAACCAAUCAAUCUUGACAGAGUAUUUUCUCUCGAACUCCACGGGCUAAAGCCGCCUUGUCCGCAUACGAAUCCCGAGAGCUCUUUUCGUGGGCGCCCUGAACUUCCGGGUAGGGCGAAUGUGGAAAGGUAUAUCGAGGUCUAUGGCUCGUCCUUCCCAAGUCGCGUUUUCCCCGUAAUCAGCCGGUCAAUGUUCAGGCAAACACUGGACCUCGCCUAUCGUCCCCUGCAAGUCGCAGGUUCCGCUAGUGCCAAAGCAUGCGUGUAUGCGUUUCUGUCACACAUAUCAUUGUUCGGCUUCGACAACAAUACGCAGGGAAGCAUGGAUUGCCAGGCCUAUGCCGCGAUGGUCCAUAACUUCACGACAGAAGUAAUUCAGGAGUCAACGGUAGAUGGCCUCCAGUCAUUGAUUAUGCUGGUACAUCACCAAUACUUCAUAGGCGAUCUCCUUUCCGCAGCCGCGACAUUAUCGAUCGCCACACGUCUUUUGUAUACACAUGGGGCCCAUGCAUUGUAUGCCGAUGAUCCUUCGACCACUUCCUCAUCCACAUACAACAAAGGCAACUUAAGAUGCCACCUGCGGGACCUCUUCUGGCUGUGUUACUCCUUCGAUAAAGAUAUAUGCCUCAGAACUGGAGAACCGCCCUGUAUACUUGACAUACAUUGCGAUCUCACUCUGCCCUGUGACUAUGUGAGGCUGCAUAACAUCAACUUACAUGAAAAUGUGUCACAGGUAGAUGAUGAGAUCGUUCCACUUUUCCCCUGGGACCUCCGACUUUCGUUGCUGAAAUCGAAAGUGUACGAUAGAUUGUACAGCGCUCAUUCUCUUCGGCAGGCCAAAACAGAGCUAUUAUUGAGCAUACGCAGCCUUGACGAAUCACUAGAGCAAUGGAGGCGAUCUCUUCCAGAGGAGCUUCGUCCGACCUUAUACUUUUCCCAGGAGACACCUGUGGCCGCCAACCUGAACACGUCAGCAGUGAUGUUGAGGCUUGCGUACUAUCAUUGCGUGGCCGUAAUCCACCAAGCCAGCAGCAAAUCUCAAGAUUUCUCAACUUGUAUUCCCGAGCCAAGGCUCGACGACAUCACUUCCAGUACAAGAAUUUCCACUACUGCGAGCCGUUCAACACUGUCUUUUUUUCAUAAAGCGUUAUAUGUUGUGCACCCCGAAUGCUUUUGGGUGGCCCUAUUUUACGUUAUCACCGCCGUCCUGACUCUUUUCUGCAACAUACUUUCCAAUCCCCAUGAUCCAGACGCCACUAAUGACAUGAAACUAUUGGAAAGCGUUCCUCUUCUGAUACGCUGCAUCCCAGUACGAAAACUAACUCUUGGCGACUGGCUUCAAUUGCAAUAUCUGGACGGUGUCAUGACAGAACUUGCGGAAAUUUGUGCCCGAGUCAUCUCAAAAUCGCGAAAAAAGCUCACGUGACGUGGGUUUAUGAUCUAAAAAGCCUAGAUCAAAUAUGUGUCGCUUAUGUUUGUCAUUCAUGUUUAUGAUCUAGAAAGUCCCAAAUUAAAUAUGUGCUGCCUAUGUU